Messenger RNA from Sphaerodactylus townsendi, 3815 nucleotides. RefSeq names its product leucine-rich repeat and transmembrane domain-containing protein 1-like. The record is from RefSeq and is a predicted model, not a curated record. Gene Ontology annotation, molecular function: protein binding. Bases 307 to 1410 code for a protein of 367 amino acids. Lineage: Eukaryota; Metazoa; Chordata; Lepidosauria; Squamata; Sphaerodactylidae. The transcript has 3 exons. Gene Ontology annotation, cellular component: plasma membrane.
GAGGAGCCUUGAGAGAGGCUCCGCGCGACGACACGCUCAGAGCAUGGGAUCGGCCGGGGAAGACGCUGCUGCUCCAGCCCAUCCUCGAACUGGCGUCCGUGUGAACAAGAGGGGAGUCAAGCCGUUUCCCAGGCGUUGCAGAAAGCCCUUGCCGGGCUGGCUGCGCAAGAUCACAAGAGAUGGACUGUUAUACUAUUUGGUGGAAUCCUACUAAGCAUAGACGUUGCAUUAGGUACUCUGGAAGACAACUGCAAUUGUAGCACAACUACCAGUUUCCAGGAAUUCCAGGCUGCAGUGAUUCCUGAGAUGUGUUGUUUGAAUUUCACUGGAUAUAAAAUUGGCUCCUUAGAUUGGAGCCUCUUCAAUAGAGUUGCAAGCUUGAGGGAGCUCUACCUAUCAAACUGCAGCAUAUCUGACAUUUUCAAUGCAAGUGAUGAUUCUUCCACACUGGAAAUUCUAUACUUGGACCAUAACCAACUAAAGAGGCUCCCAGGCAGUUUCCUAAGAAAUGCACCCAAUUUGCGUGUCAUUGAACUAAAGAACAACCAACUCCAAGGGCUGCCUGAAUCAUUCUUGAAAGCUUCUGAUCAAAUUAAGGAAAUUCACCUUGACUUCAAUAAUUUAUCUUCUCUUCCCUCAGAGAUUUUCAAGCCCUCUCUCUUCACACUAGGCCUCGCCAACAACAGCUGGGACUGCACUUGUACUUUGCUUGGAAGUCUGGAAAGAUAUCUGAAUGUACCAUUUAACAGUGAGGUGGUUUGUAGCAGUCCCAAGCAUUUCAGUGGUCGGAACAUGAAAACCAUUCCUAAACAGGAGUUGUGCCAAACUUAUAAACUGACAGCUCUCUUUAUUUGUCUGCCUUUGGUGGCUCUCCUGACCUUGAUCACCUGGUGCUUUUGCAAACAAAAGAAGGAGACUGGCUAUGCUCUUCGUGAUGGGAAAGAAUGCCAGCUGGCUACAGUUGAGAGCAAUGGUGCCAAAAAGUUGGGGGAGCAUAAUUGUUACAACCCAUGUGAGCUAUCUGCUGUGACUGCUGCUGAGAAUGAGAAGAACAUAUUUUUGCGAAACCAAGUCCUACUGAAACCGUCAACAGCACUGUUAGGCAGCAGCCGGGACCUCUAUGAAGAGGUGGAGAUUAAAUUGGGGGCUUCUGAUGAUUCCUUCAUACAGGCCAAGGAGGGAAGCCUUGACCAAGAGAUAUUGGGAGCCAAAGAGCUGAUGGUUGCGGAAGAGGGCUUCCUAGCUGCCGAGCCUGAAGCUGAGACAGUGAGUGUAACAGAUGUUCUGAAGGAUUCAGCAGACCGGGAGAAGCUCUACAUGAACCACUCAGUGGAUUAUUAUAACUUGGUUCCAGGAAUUGAACUGGAGGACUCAGACCACAUGGAGUAUGAAAAUGUUGACCUUUGCUGAGGCUUCUGCUUGAGGCAGAGCAAAAUAGCUUACAUGGACAACAAAGACUAUAUUUUAUCUCUUUACCUGAAGAAAUGAGCUAUAACUCAUGAAAGCUCACACCCUGCUGGAAAUUUUGGUAGUCUUUAAAGUGUAGUGGGCUCUUGCUCUUUUUUAUUGGUACAGACUAACAUGGCCACCUAUCAUGAUAUAUUUUAUCUGCUUUGGUAGCCCCACUAGCCCCAAAUAUUAUGCAAACUUUCCAAAUAAGAUCUCUCUUAUGUUAUGGCUUUAUUUCUGAACCUUCUGGUUUCUGAGUCUUUGAAAUAUGACACUUGUCAUUAUCAAACAGAAGACAAUUUUGUAUUACAGAACAGCAGAAUCUGCCCCACUGUAAGGAUGGAGGGAGGAUGGAGAGUCACUCACAGAGCAGUGCUAAACAGAGUCACAUCCUUCUGUUGAAGUCAGUAUACCUAGAAGGGUAUAACUCUUCUUGGGAUUGCACUGUAAAUUACCUGCAGUUCUUUUUCUAGCCCUUGUGAUGUUAAACCUCAUUGAGAUGUACUUCAUUUAACUUUGCAUUUUCAAGUAGAAGUCAAUAUUUCUCAUGGUUCCACAUCUAAGGAAAAAAACAGGCAUAGAACAGGGGGGGGGGGGACCCUGAAGCUUGCCAGCUGUGUAUGACUAUGAAAGAGGUCAUAAAUUGGAGCAAGAUACUUCAUACUCCAUUUUUUAAAAAAAGUUGAGGCACAUUUUAUUUUUAGCAAAAGAUUUGGCAUGCUGUUCUCCAUAUCCCUACAUGGCUUUGUCAAAAGCUAUCUCCCAAAUUCCCAGAGCCUGAGUGGCCUGGUGUCUCUCUCCUCAACUCUGCCAAGCAAAAAUCUUGGCUGAAAUUUGCUCUCUAGGAAUUCCUUCCAGCUAUUGAGAGUGCAUAAUGCCCUUUUUCCUGAUUCCUUGUGGAAAGAAGUGAGUGACAUCUAGCGGGGAGGAGCGCACACAACAGUCAUCCUCCAAACCCAUAUGGAAUCAAAAUAUUGCAAAACAGUGUCACUUUCUCCAGAACUAUUCAGACUGGAUAUUAUAAUUAAAAAAAAGGGAGGGGGGCGAUGGAAGACAGAGAUGUUUUAGUCUCUGAAUUUAAGGCAAUUUUUGUUCCAGUGUCUUAGUGCCAGUAGGCAAAUGAGUAUACAUUAGUGGCACCCUGAUCUCCGAGAACAAGAAAAAACAAAUUGUCUCUCCAUUGAAAUGACAAAGGCCAGCAGGUUUCCUUGCAUCUUUCUGACACUAAGUGAAAUGUACAGAUCCCUUGUAGGGUGAGAGCAAAGGAAUUACUUGGCAGUCAUCGUAUUAAUAAUGUUGGAGAUACAUACACGCUUUUGGCUCCCUGGAGUUAUCACAGCGUCUCCUGGUUGUGUGUGUGUUUUGUCCAAUGAAGGAUUUUUUUUAGGUAUCCAUUCCAUUUCUCGUUAUCCCAAAAGGGAGGGAAAGAAUAUUUUCAAAGCACAGUGUAAAUGAAACUGAGCAAAUGGGUUUGCUCUGCCUUUUAAUCACUUUACAAGGAAGACACAGCAACUGCUUCUCUUUGUCACUCUUAAGAAGAUAGUCUUGGAUUUUAAAAACAACAACGCUUCAGUUAAGAGAAAAAGGGCCUUUGCAAAUUCAUUCAUGCCCUUUAAAAGACUGUGCCAUUCACCCUCACUUCCCCUUGGUCUGUCAGACUCAUGCUCAUUAUCCACUUAGUCAAUGCAGUGCUUAGUGAAGUGCACUAAGUACAUAACAGUUCUGCAGUAUAUUGGUAUCACUGCAUUGCCCCAGGUGACUUUAAAAGGUUUUAUUUGUUAAAAGGAAUUAAAGGUAAAUUGUCAGAGCUUUUCUGUAGUUGUUUAAACAAUGUUUUUGAACUCAAGAUGGAUUUGAUUUUAUUAUUAGAUAUUUUUAUAUCCAAUGUGAAAAAUUAAAUCAGGCAUCCACAUUUCUGAGCUGGAGUUAAUUUCUUUGAGUUAACAGAAAUAGAAACAGCCUAACUUGCUGGAAAAGUCAGUACUGAGAACAAACAUUGUUAUGAAGAAAACAGGUUGAGUGGGGGCAGAAUUGAGCCUAUUGUUAUUUUAAAUUGUUUUAAUUUUCUUUAGGAUUCUGUUCUACUGAACAUUUAAACUGAAACUUAUGAUGCAAGAUAAAUGUAUGGGGAAAAGACCGAAGAAUAUAGAGAUGAACUAUUAAAGUGGAAUGUGUGUGUGGGGUGUGUGUGGAUGUGAAGUUAACAAUAUAGAGAGGAAGUGGAAUUAACCGAGAGGGGAUGUCAGUGGCAGAGCAUCCACUUGGCAUGUACAAGGUCCCAGAUUUGGUCCCCAGCAUCUCCAGUAAAAAGCAUUGAGUACCAAGCAGAGUUGUUCCUCCCAUUGGGCAAAGUGGGCAGUUGUCCA